AAAAUCCUGUAGUGAUUCAAAGAGGAAGAACCAGGAUGAACGCAACUCUCGUCCUCACAUUUCUUCCACCAAAGGUCUCCACUGUUAUAACUGCACCUACGCUGCACCGCAACACUUCUCUUCUCGCAUUCACGAAGCCUAUUGUAAGGAGGCCCAUUCCUCAGAGGUUUGACAUCCGAGCAUGGACCGACGACGGGGAUGCGGACGGUGGAGUUUCAGACUCUUAUGAUAUGGAAGAAGAAGAUGAUUUCGAGGAAUCUGACAACAAGAAAGACUACGACAUUGACUAUGAUACCUCCACUAGCCUCUCCAUUUCCGGCGGUGAUGACGACAUUACCAUGGUCAGCAGCAGUAGCUUCGUCUCCACCCAAGGAUGGGACUCCGAGAAAACAGUCGAUUACCGUAUUAACGAAAAUGAAUUCCACAAAAUUAGCCUCUUUCAUUGCGACUUCUUCAUACGCAAACCUCCUGACCCGGACAACAACGUCUAUGAUUUCCGAGAGAUGUAUGUGACUCCACCAGAUACUGAUGUGUAUGCAAUCCCCCAAGUUCUUGCACCUAUGCCUCAAAAGUAUAUUAGAUGUGCACAGAGUGAAUAUGGGUUAUGGAAGGUGACAGAGCCUCCAGUUGACGCACCUAGAGAUCCAUUGUACAAGUCUGAGAGGGAAGUGUUCAAGGUAUGAGCAGAGUUAAAGAUAUGAAGUUCCAGCAGGAUGAUUCUUGUUCAGUUGUAAAAUUAUCUGCCACCUUUAUGUAAAAAUGUAAGCUACUAGAUUCUGGAGUGCUUCAUAAAUCGUAGUACUAUCACAAGUUAGUAUGAUGAGUCUAAAUGUAGAAUGGUCACGUGUUGUACAAUACCACUGAGGAUUAAUUACUAAUAAUCUACUUUCUUUUCUGUUGUUGUGGUGAAUGGUGUUCUUUUUCUUCUGGCAGGUAUACUUGACAAAGCACUUCCGAAACCGCAGAGCAGGUGAUUCAGAUUUUCUUCUAGAUUUUGAGGAGAUUUAUGUUAUUGAUUCAAAAACCAAAUCUAUUACAAGAGCUAAAGUGACGGUGAAAGUUCCAGAAGGAAGGUCCAGGGAUAGAUAUAAUGAUUUUCUUGUCAUUCAUGAUAAUGGAAACUCUUUCAAAAUAAUCCCAUCGGAAGAUAGAGAGAGCCCAUCGGAUGUGAUCCAGAGAGAAGAGUGGAAUGAUUCACGAGAAGAAAUGGAAAAGCACCUUAGUAAACUUAGAGAUUUCAGCGUGUCAAAUUGGUUUUAGCUCAAGAUAUUUGAUCUUUCUAUGAUAUGGUUUGUUCGUGAAUGAUACAUGUCUUCGUUUGCUCAUAGGAUAAUUUUGCAACAUUUUAGCUACUUAUUUAGAUUUAGUCUUAAUGAGAAUAUAAAAGUAUGUUCCCCAGCCAACCACAAUAUAGAGUUCAAGAAUUAUUAGGAUAUUUGACCUUUUACAAAUUUUAAAUUUCAAUUUAAUAGGGAGUAGGGAGUACUAAAGACAUUCCAAGAGUCGUGACAAGGCAAUAAACUCAAUAAGAGUCGUCCAAAGAGUUUACAAGAUGGAUUAUGACAAUUCUGAAUUGCCCUAUUGUGAAUGUUUACUUCAUCAAAUAAAUUUUAAGUAAUGGAG
Molecule: messenger RNA, 1623 nt
Organism: Cuscuta epithymum
Lineage: Eukaryota; Viridiplantae; Streptophyta; Magnoliopsida; Solanales; Convolvulaceae
Source: the annotation of a GenBank genome assembly